Molecule: messenger RNA, 816 nt
Organism: Astrephomene gubernaculifera
Lineage: Eukaryota; Viridiplantae; Chlorophyta; Chlorophyceae; Chlamydomonadales; Astrephomenaceae
Source: the annotation of a GenBank genome assembly
AGUAGGACCUGCCGUGAUACGUGUGCACGAACUUGUGUGGGAUGCUGGCGUUGCAUUUAGGCGUAACCAAUAAUAAUCCCUCCAGCUGGAGGUGAAGCCUGCCUUCAUUUGUGCUUUGCUGUUGAAUUCCUACGUUGGGAUAAUCUCUGCAUUUUGGACAACUUUACAUCAGGAUAAGGCUAAAUGCUAUCUCGUUGCCAGGCGAGUUUGAAAUCGACAGUCUGUAUAUCGACAGGACACAAUAUGGGCGUGCGACUUAACCAUAAGCUCUCGAACAGCAUGUUGGCUUCUGUACCGAUGAAUCAUGUCCGGCAUGCGGCCUGUAUACAUCGGGGGCCGCUGUAUGCAUCGGCUGUGCCGCGACAUACUCGCCACGCGAAGACCUUUUGUUUAGCUACUGCCCAAAUAUUGGAUGGACCCCAUACACUGCCAUCUGUGCAGCUGUCGGUUCCGACGGGCGACGUACUCUCCACGCCUGACGCUUGCGUGCAGGUUGCCGUACGUCAACCCUCCUACGCCGUACAAGUGCUGUACCGCAGUCGUGGUCGGCCGCUUGAGGGUGCUGUCCGCGUGUGGGCGCACAUCGGUCACAGCGGCUGGCGGGAUACACAGGACGUGGAGCUGAGCCGGGAGGAGGGAGAGGAGGAGGUGUGGCGGGGCACCUACCAUGUCCCCGUGGCCCGGCUGACCGCCCCCUGGCGCCUGGAGGUGCAGCUGGUGUUCCGGGGGCGACUGGCCGGGGCAGGAGCGGGAGGGGAAGGAGCAGGGGGAGAGGGAGCAGGAGGGGAAGGAGGAGUGAUCAGUAGUGGUAGCUGG